CAUUUUCGAAAUCAAACACUGAAAACACCCAAAAAACACGGUCGUUUUAGCGGCUGUGGAAUGCAAACGCAUUCGGGAACGAAAGGAAACUUGACAUGUUGUCAAAAGUAUCAGUUGCUACUAUGGAAGGACAUAAAAAUACAACUGGGGAGUCGUGUAGAGUUAGCUAUGAUACUGAUACUCACUGCCCUAAUGCCCUUGCUGAUUACCAUUGGCACAAAGGUUGCGAAGUCCAUGUUUCCAUCCGAGAUUGAAUUGGAAAAAGCCCCCGGUCCGAAAAAUGUCAACACAAGUUCUUUUAAUGAUUUGUACUUUACACCUGAAAAUGGGAUAGUUGAGCAAAUCAUUGCUGAGCUUGCUCAUAGCAUCAACUGCAAAAAUUUCGUAGGUUAUAGCAGUCUGCGUGAACUUCAUAUAAAAAUGGCACAAAACCAAAAAGCAGUCGGUAUUGCGUUCCCCUAUGAAUGGUUUAGCAUUAGUAACUUCCCGGAUACGAUAAAUUUUACAAUAUACACUCCGGCAUUUAUAAAAAGAAAGGGUUUUAAAUAUUUUGAAUCGGGCUUCUUAUUGAUACAAGAUCAGUUGUCACAGAUAUUCAUUGAAUUCAAGAGCUCCACAUUUAAAAAUAAUUCGAAGGUUAAGAUGAAUCAUUUUCCCUACCCUAGCUAUAUGCCAAGUCACUAUGCGGAAUCGACAAAAUUCAUGACAUACAUGAUGUUAGUAUCGUUUUUUUACCCCUGCAUAACAAUUGCCCAGAACAUCGUAGCGGAAAAAGAGCGCCAGCAAAAGGCUAUUCUGAACACCAUGGGGUUUAAAAACUCUAUUCAUUGGUUGGCCUGGUAUACAAAAUCGAUGAUACUCCUUAUGCUAUGCUUGUUGAUUAUAAUAAUUAUUUUUGCCAUCGGAUCGAUUUAUGAAUUCAGCAACCUGAUUUGCCUUAUCAUUGUACUUAUAGUGUAUAUCCAUUCACUCGUAUUCUUCGCCUUCUUCGUAAGCUCUUUUUGCUUCAAAAGUUCUUGGGCUGCUCUGGCCACACUUUUGCUAUACCUCGCAACGGGCAUUCCCUUUGUUAUUGUGGGUGCGCAAAGAUCGAGUCUUGCCUCUCAAGUGGCAGCUUCUUUGGGUCUUAACUCUGCUCUGUUCUAUAUUUUGGAUUCCGUGGCCACAAUGGAACUGCAAGCGGUGGGAGUCCAGUGGCAUACCAUGGCCAAAACAGCAUCCUAUGGCCAUAAGUUAAGUAUAGUCGCCUACAUGCUUAUAAUGUUCGCAGUUAGCUGGAUCGAGAUGAUCAUCUGCUUGUAUAUAGAGGGUGUGCGACCCGGCGAGUUUGGAGUUCCCCAGGCAUGGUACUAUCCAUGCCAAAAGCGAUACUGGUGUCCUCGGCGAUAUGUACCAUCUGUUUUCUACGAAGAACCUAUUUUGCCCAUGUCGUCCAAGAAUAAUAGUUUCUCUUUUACGAGUCCACCGCGACCAACCUGGAUUAAUCCUCAUGAUCGAGGCCAAACUGACAGUCAGAAGUCAUCGAAAUACCAAAGAAUUAACGUCGAGGUAAGAAAUAUCAGCAAGACAUUUGGAUAUCGCGAGGUUGUAAAGGAUGUAUCCUUUAAUAUGUACGAGAAUGAGAUCACUGCCUUGCUGGGGCACAAUGGGGCUGGAAAGACCACCAUCAUACUGAUGCUCUGCGGUAUAUUGCCACCCACCUACGGAUCAAUGAUAAUCAAUGGAUUUGACAUUUUUUCAGAUCGCAGAUUUGUAAAAACUAACUUGGGCAUCUGUCCGCAGCAUAGUGUGCUUUUUAAGGGCCUCAGUGUGAAGGAUCAUAUUUACUUUUUCAGUCGCGUGAAGGGCUACCAAAAAACAGAGGCUAGGAUGGAAUCUGAUUUAUACAUCGGCAAACUAAACUUGGUGAACUGUAGAAAACGUGAUGCCCUAAAACUAUCUGGUGGCAAUCAGCGGAGAUUGUCUUUGGCCUGCGCUCUUUGCGGAGGUUCCAAAAUAAUACUCUGCGAUGAGCCAUCUACGGGUUUGGAUCCCAGGGGGCGCCAUGAUUUCUGGCGUCUAUUGCAGAAGGAGAAACUUGGUCGCACCGUCCUGAUGACUACACAUCUCGUCGAGGAGGUUGAGAUCCUUGGCGAUCGCAUCGGCAUCAUGACCGAAGGACAACUGCGGUGCUACGGUCCUUUGGGAUUCCUUAAACAGUCGCACAACACCAGCUACACACUCUCCUGCGAAAUGGCUCCCAAAGCCAAUGUGGAUAGGGUGACGGAGCUGGUAAAACGCUAUGUGAGCACGGCCACAUUUGUAAUACGGGGUUCGGAUGUUAACUAUAAGCUGCCACGAAACAAGAUUGACAAAUUUUCGGAUUUGUUUCGUCAACUGGAGAACAAUAAAACGACCCUUGAUAUCAUUAGCUAUGGCUUGAUGGAUACCGGUCUGGAGGAGAUCAUACUAAAUCUGGACUCGAACCAAGAGCCACGCUUUAGGGGUGGAUCAGAUGAAGAUGAAAAAGAAAAAGUAGAUUCUGGAACCCAAACUAUGUAUUCGGCCCUAGCAAAAACAAGAGGAGCGCCACAACCACAGGCAGAGAUACAACUAACCGAUUAUAAAAAGAAAGAGAAGAAACCGAAAAAGAAACCAGAACGGGAAAAAAAGCCAGAGCCGGAAGAGUCCAGAAAGCCUCCAGAAUUGAAGCCGAAACCAUUUGAAAGACUUAGGGUAUUGCCCAGAAGAAAAGGGACCUGCAUGAGCAAAUGGCGCGCCAUGAUGAUCAAGAAGGCCCAUCACACAUCCUCUCAUGUUCUCAUGUUUGUUUUAAUCCUGAUCAUACCACUUAUAUAUUUUUUCUUAGUCAUUGUGACCGGCGGUUUGGAAAAGAUAGCCAGAUAUCAAUAAUACCCACUGUUCCCAUUGUCAUUGGACUAUUAUAACUAUGAUGAGAUGAUCAUCUUACUCGAAGUGAAUAAGGGUUUAAAUGAAGAAAGAGGGAAAGCCUACGAGGAAUCGGUUGGAGCAGCUGCAACGGUUCGAGAGGUAGACUCAGUUUUUUCGUACCUUUUCGAAGCACCACCAAUAGUUCGCCGCGAUAUAAAGCGAAGAUUUGUAUGUGGUGCUUCCUUUAAUGACUCCUCAGUAGUCACAGCAUGGUUUAAUAGCGAUGCCUUUGAACACUCGGCACCCAUUGCAUUGAAUCUGGUUUAUAAUGCCCUGGGAAAGGUGGAGAUUGGCAGCAGUUUCAACAUUUAUGUAAGCAGAGGUCAAAUCGAAGAUUUCGUUGUGAAACACAAAACAAACACUAAGGCAUGGGUAAAGCAUAGGUCAAAACGACAGGAUGAUGUUGAUUAUGAGGAUUAUACAGACAACGAAAUUCAAGAAAGUGACGAUUAUAUCCUAACUGAAAAACCACCGAUGGGUCCAGCUGAUACUGAUUAUGAGAGACCGGCUCCUAAGCCUGACUUAACAUCUCAUAUGCCUAUUUCAGAAUCAUCACUAGUAUUAUAUAAUGAAAAGGAUAAAAUGUAUCUUAUCUUUGGUGCCAUUAUUAUAAUAACAGCAUAUCUUGCCUUAGCCCUAAGUAUUUUUAGCUUGUUGGUGACGGAGGAACGUGUAAAGAAAAUAAAAUGGCUACAUGAAAUACAAGGAUUGCCUCCGUCAUUCUUUUGGUUGUCCCACUUCGCUUGGGAUUUACUGAUUUUUUCUAUCUUUAUGCUGGCCCUAUCCCUUGCUCUAUUCAAGGCUACAAUCUGGUACCAUGUCUUAAUCAUGCUUCUACUUAUUGGUUUCGCCUGCUUGCCUUUUGUAUAUGUAUGUAGUUUGAUGUUCAGAAAGCCAACCACUGCGUUCUCUAUGAAUUUUACGAUUAUAGUGUUUACGGGUGGAAUACUAUUUUGCGCUCUCUACUUAUUAAGAUCAGCUUUUGGUAGCAGCUUAUUUGUAAUUUUUCCAAUGUACGUUGGUGCCUUUGGCCUUUUUAAAUGUCUUUCAUGGCGUGAAUAUUGCGAACGAGAAAUACUUCCUCCGAUCGAUCAGCUUGAAUGCAAUUUCGGAAGCUGUAAUGUAUUCUGCGCAUGCAAACCGGAAAAUAAUUGGAUAGAGGUUUGGCUACUGCUAAUUCAUGGCUUUGUCUGGGUUUUCUUUCUGUGGUUUUCGUCGUAUGCACGCGAUCUUAUCCACAUUUUCACAUAUAGGAAGUCAAACAGAAAUUGGAAUUAUUUCGACAAAGACAACAGGGUGCUCGACGAGGAAAGAAGAGUGGCCCUAAUACCGAGCUACGAGCACGAGGAAUAUCCACUUAUUGUGGAUCAGGUCCAAAAGAAUUACUUACGCACCAAAGCCGUCAGAUUAGUGUCAUUCGCGAUAAAACCCGGUGAGUGUUUCGGCCUUUUGGGAUCCAAGGGAGCGGGAAAGACAUCCGUUUUCCGGAUGAUCGUGGGCGAGACCAGGAUGUCGGCUGGUAAUAUCUACGUAAAGGGCAAUAGCUUGCGGGAACACAGGAAUGUUGCCAAGAAGGAAAUGGGCUACUGUCCUCAGUUCGAUACUCUUCAUGGCUUUCUCACCGGCCGUCAAACACUCAAGAUCUAUUGCCUGCUAAUGGGAGUGCCGAAAUAUGAUAUCAAGCUGGUCUCAGAGCAGCUGGCCUACGACUUUGGUUUCUAUAACCAACUGGACCAGAAAAUCAAUACAUAUAGUGGCGGGACUAGGAGAAAACUGAACGUAGCCCUAGCUGUCAAUGGCGGGUCGGUGAUUGUUCUGGAUGAGCCCAAUAAUGAUGUCGAUCCCACGACCCGAAACUUUUUGUCGCAUAAGAUUGAGAGCGUGUGCAAGGGUGGUAGAGCCGUACUUUUGACCACCAACAGCAUAGAUGAGGUGAACGCCAUGUGUUCGAGGGUCGGAUUCUUGGUAGCCGGCGAGAUGAGCUGCAUCGGGUCGUUUCAAUCGGUGCGAUCAGAAGUUACUCAUAUCAAUGUGCUAAGGGUUAAAUUCAAGUCCAAGCCAGAAGAACAAAAGAAAGACAUUAAGAAAUUCAAGGCUGAUAUGCAAAGGCUCUUUCCUAUGGCAAAGUUACAGGAAACACUGGACAAUUAUCUUAGAUAUCACAUCCAUAAGAAUUCUGCAACAUUGUCCAGCCUGUUUUACCAAAUGGAACUAAAACGGAACGAAGGAAAGUUGGAAGACUACUCAAUAUCUCAGGCUUCUUUGGACCAGAUUUUAAUGGAACUAAAUGACGUGGAUUCUGUGGUGCUCGUAGACUCAGAUACUUCUGAAGAUUCUGACGAGGAUAAAGAAACAAAUACCGUCAGCAGAAAGCCAAGUCAAAAGAACGUGGUUAAAGAGAAAGCAAAGGAAGAUGCCAAAAAUAAAGAAAAAACCGAACAGAAAAGAAAAAAAGAAGAAAACAAAAAGAAGGGAAAUAAAAAAAGUGAAAAGCCCAUAAAGAAAAGACCACCAACAUCCUCUGAAAGUACUGAUAGUGAUGAAUUCGUUCCAGAAAAGAGUGAAGAACCAAAGAGAUGGUUUUAAAAUUGGGAUAUGAAAACCAACCUCUAAGGAUUUCCUCUAAAACAAAGUGUCGGGAAGCGGAGCAGUCGACCGUAUUUGUAUUCAUUAAGGAAUUUCCGCAAGUUUUCCUGCGUUUCUUUUUUCUUCAUCCUUUUGGUUCUGCACUUUGACUUUUUGGUGUGCCCGGCUGCGUUCCGAGGGCAACGGUUGAUUAAAAUGUCAAAUGCCUUGCAUAUUUUAAAUGCCUUCGUGUCAACCCCAGAGGAAAAUUCAUCCCAAAAUUGUGGCUCAAAUUGAAAGCCACCAAGGACCUUACAACGGGGCAAUUAAGGAUGAGAAGGCCUCAGCAGUAACCAAGGACGAAUCCCUUAUUAUAAGAAUUGCGCAUGUUUAGAUGUUAGGUGUUUAAGCAUUACAUUCCUGGAUAUAAUUUGUACUAAUAUUUCGUUUCUAAAUUGGUAGGGAUAUUUAUGUAAUACUUUUAAAGUCAAAAACGUAUCAUAAAAAAAAUGAUUAAUACUGUGAAAAAGGUGAAUGGAAUAAUAAUAAUAUUUAAGACAACGGCUUUGCCAAUUGCCUGAUUUAGUCCAUUUUUGUACCCUUUCCU
Molecule: messenger RNA, 6103 nt
Organism: Drosophila suzukii
Lineage: Eukaryota; Metazoa; Arthropoda; Insecta; Diptera; Drosophilidae
Product: phospholipid-transporting ATPase ABCA3
Biological process (GO): lipid transport; transmembrane transport
Cellular component (GO): intracellular membrane-bounded organelle; membrane
Molecular function (GO): lipid carrier activity; ABC-type transporter activity; ATP hydrolysis activity
Source: RefSeq, a predicted model, not a curated record